Gasterosteus aculeatus aculeatus (three-spined stickleback) is the source of this 3855-nucleotide messenger RNA. Its product is annotated as homeobox protein aristaless-like 4. Gene Ontology annotation, molecular function: RNA polymerase II transcription regulatory region sequence-specific DNA binding; DNA-binding transcription activator activity, RNA polymerase II-specific. NCBI's taxonomy places the organism in Eukaryota, Metazoa, Chordata, Actinopteri, Perciformes, Gasterosteidae. Gene Ontology annotation, biological process: regulation of transcription by RNA polymerase II. The record is from RefSeq and is a predicted model, not a curated record.
UGCGUGCGUGCCGGUGUGCGUGUGUGUGUGUGUGUCGGAUACGCUGAAGGCUCCUGAGGCGGCAUCGAUUUGAGCAAGGCAUUUCUCUUUAUCCCCGCGAACCUUCAGGGGGCUUUUUUAGCAUUUGUUCGGUCUGCAGUCUCUGGAAAACAUCUGAUUCGUUUUGUAACCAGUCCCAGAUGCGGCAGCGUGAGAGUGUGUUUGCAUGAGCGCGUCAGUGGCAGUUUGUCAGUGCAUGAGAAUCUCGGGGAGAAUAUCUGCCGUGUAGAGAAGGGGAGGGAGGGGAAGAAGAAGAACCGUGUGGAUUUUUUUUUUUUUUUUUUUUUUAAACAUAACUUUUUUUUGUUGAGGUAUGAACGCAGCAGCGUGCGUCUCAUACUGCGAUAUGACAUCGAUGGAUUCAUAUUAUAGCGCGUCCACCGCGCAAGGUAGGGACCACCAGGCCAACCCGUUCAGGACUUUCCCCACCUCUGAAACCAAAUACAGCCCCACGUUCGUCCCCGGUAAAGGACAGGCGUACGGAGAGAAGUCCCGGAGUCCCUUCCAGCCGGAGUGCCAGUCGUUGGAUGGCGCCGAGGACAGCGGCUACAACAAGUACCAGCUCUUCAUGCAGAGACCGACCUGCAAAACUCCACCCGAAGGCGGCAAGCUGCACCAGGACAGCGGACACAACGGGACGCUGAUGCCCUGCUAUGGAAAAGACAACAGCGGCCUGACGGAGUCUGAGUUACCCCCGAGCGUCGACCCCCCCGGGAUGGAAGGAAGCUACCUGAACCUGAAGUCGCCCGGCGAGAAGGGCCUCAGCGAGCGGCCCGGCUCCGACUAUUCCAGCCCUUUGGACAAAAGUGAGGCAGAGAGCAACAAAGGCAAGAAGAGACGCAAUCGCACCACGUUCACCAGCUACCAGCUGGAGGAGCUGGAGAAGGUUUUUCAGAAGACACACUACCCAGAUGUUUAUGCCCGCGAGCAGCUGGCAAUGAGGACGGAUCUGACGGAGGCUCGCGUGCAGGUGUGGUUCCAGAAUCGCAGAGCCAAGUGGAGGAAGAGGGAGCGCUACGGCCAGAUGCAGCAGGUCCGGACACACUUCUCCACUGCCUACGAGUUGCCUCUACUAACCCGGCCUGAGAACUACGCACAGAUCCAGAACCCUUCGUGGAUCGGCAGCAGCAGUGGAGCAUCUCCGGUGCCGGGCUGCGUCGUGCCUUGUGACUCCGUCUCCUCCUGCAUGCCGCCUCACCCUCAUGGUCCUGGAGGCAUCUCUGACUUCCUGGGCGUGCCCAGUCCAGGAAGCAGCCACAUGGGACAGACACACAUGGGCAGCCUUUUCGGGGGUCCCGGUAUGGGCGGCGGAAUCAAUGGCUACGAUCUUAACCUCGAUCCAGACCGCAAGUCUUCCAGCAUAGCUGCGCUGCGUAUGAAGGCCAAGGAACACAGUGCGGCCAUCUCUUGGACCACAUGAGGUCUGAGCCCAGUUUCCCCCGGUCGCCUCAUGGCCUUCUCCUCCGGAGCAGCCAGCGGCGAGCCGAGCGGCUGUGUGGGAGGAGGGAGUUUUCCUGAGAGCACCAAUGAUAACACAGGUCAACUGAACAGGGAGAGACUGCGGAGAUAACAGAGGCCGUCGCAGCGACCAUCACAAGAUAACAACUGAUACUGUAACAAUAAGCAGACGCUGCAAGUGGGAGAAAUACAGAGGUGCGACUCGGAAGAAGAUGUUACUGAGACGUUGUGUUUGAUCGCUCGCUCAGGUCGCAUUGAAAUAUGAGUUUAGUCCACAACAGACUGAGUUUCAUUCAUGAUGGUGAUAGGUAUCAGUAAAAUAAGCAAUAUAAUAAAUAUGGUUUCCGAAAUACUAUCACAAUAAAGAACUGCACUGCCGAAGCCAGCAAUAGCAUACAGUGUUUUAAUUUACAGCGGUGAACUUUAUUCACGUUAUUUACCUCCUGUAGCUUAUUCUUUAUACCGCCCAUUCUGCUCCAGUCGUUUCGUUUGUGUUACUUUAGAUUUGUGUCUCGUUUUGUAUACUCUUUGUGAGUUCAAGAACAUAUCGGAGUACCAUCUGACUGGGUGAGAGUUUUGUUCAUGUUCCUUGCCAUUGCAAACUGUCCUUAAAAACACAAUAAUUGGUUCUAAAAGAAAGUAUACAUUUUGUCAAAGCCUGCGGUGCACAGUUUAUAUUCCCGCAAAGAAGGACAGAGGUUGAAUGCAAUAAGCGAACAGAGACUAAUUGACUGAGAGCAGACACGGCCUGUGUCAAUUUAUUCUGGGAGCAGGGCAGGCAUUGGAUUGGCAGCCAUUUCAAACCAAUAUGUCAUUUCCUCCCCCUAGGGCUGCCUUCACUGGUUCCCCCUGCUCGGCCCGGGCCUCAGGUUACAGGAAAUACUGUCUCCACUGGCAGACAAGGCCCGACAAUGCAUAGCAGGCGCCUUCAACACCAACUAGCCACACCAGCUACAAUCCACUGCCAGCAGGAAUACACACACAUUAUUAGCAUUAAUGUGAUUUGUCCUGCCUCCGCCAACGCCGUAGCACAUCACAGCGCACACAGAGUUCCACACGCUGCAAGGAUCAAUUCUCCGACUGUUGGAUUUGUAGCCUGCUCACUGAGUCCGUCACAUGCCGGAAACUGACCGGCCAAAUCAGUGGCCCCCAAUCGUCCCGAAGAACAUUCUGCAAUGUUUAGGUAAUGUGAUGACUUUAGAGCCGGGCUGCAGGAAUGCGGUGUAUAUGUCCAGUGAUUGCAGGAGUGUCUCUGUGUGUUACCCCGUCGGAAUGAGCUUGUCACCAGAGCUGGUCUGCAGGCGGAGGCUAGAGACAGGCUUCAUUGGACUUUUGGCUGAUCCCUCUGUGACGCCCGCUGGGCGACAUAUCCGUUUUCUUUCCCCAUUAGUGAUGCUGGCAGAUGUGUUGCUUUCUGGCUGAUCGUGGCUGAUUAAUCAUUUUAACGCACGAGUGUCCAUCGCAGCCUCCUGUUUUAGAGAAGGAAUACAACUAAUGAAUUUUUCAGUAAAAGAAUUAAAUGUCAGAUAUUUUUAUUUCUUGUAUACACAAUCCAUGAAAAUUCAAAUGUUUACUUAGUUUUAUUGGCAGUACGUAAACAAAUAUCAAAGACAAAGGCCUCUAAAAUUGAGCGGGGACUAUUCGAUUAAGGAGAGAUAUUUUGAACUAAUUUAGACUUUGUGGAUGUGAGGACAGAAAAUCCCAAACAUUUUCCUCAGAAACAGGAUGUGCCAACAUAACUUAUUGCAUUACUCGAUGUGUGAGUUCCUACUUUGUCGAGUUGAGUUGGUCUUCUCCUUUGCAGCUCCGUCCAUGUUGAUACUACUGAAAUAAAGCGAUUGAAAUCAAGUAUAGUAUAAUGUCAUAUUGUGUGAAUGUGAACAAUACAAAUGUUGUUCUUUUGAGUGUACAUUUGUGUGUGCUUAUUUGUCACUUAAUGGACCAUUGAAGUAUUACAAUAACAUUGCCUAGAAAUGUUAAAAUUAUGUUUUUAUUUUGAAGAGUUGCUCUUGAAUUUUACCAAGGUUGAAAUUUCUUUCUAAUUUUCUAAUGGCUUUAAGCAGCUUUUUUAUGUAUUAAUCAAGUAUUUCUUACUUCAGAUUGUGACUUUAUAUAAUGUGUUAUUGCAAUAAGUUAUUGCACUUACAGUGUUGUUUUAAUUAUUAUUUUUGACCACCACUAGGACAGUGGUCACUUUGCUAAAGCCAGAGGCGUCUCCUAAACCCGUCCAUAUUUAGCACCACGAACUGCAUCACUGACAUCUGUUUAUUCAGGUGCCUCUUUUGUUUGUACAGAAGUAACUUGCUGUUUUUGUUUAUUGGAUUUGGUGUGAUUUUGAAAUAAAUGAAUCUCCAACCA